AUGUCCAUCCUGAAUCCGUACGAUCAUCUAUCCUUCCUCGGUCGUGGGGGAGGCCUUCUCUCUUCCGACCCGGCCGUUUACCGUCGGCAGGUGUCUCGCAUCCAGAGCUACAUGCGUGGAGACCGAUUCGAUGCCAAAAAGAACCGGAAGCUACGUAACGCCCGUUACCAGCAGAGUCUCCAGCGGUCUCGAAUGGGGGAGGAAGCCCGGAGGGUGCUUGACGCGAAUCCAAAACAGAUUGGAGGCCCGAGAAUGUUCAAGAUACUGGUGACAGGUCACGAUACCAUAGCCGGCCGCAAGCUGCAUGACCCGAGUUUCUAUCAUGAUGAGGGUCAUUACCUCUUCCUUCCCGCCUUUGGUACGCCUGAUACACCCAUGCGACUGAACAAUGGAUGGAUAGCCCCGAGUGAUAUCCAGAUCACCCCCGAACGGAACAUCUACACAGUCAACACGCAGGACAGCAACGGCGAUAGCCUGUCUUUGUUUAUCGACUUUACCAAUCCUAACCGUCCCACUGGUCAGAUAUAUCUUGCGGGAGGGAACUAUGCGGUGAUGCUGCAGCCGUAUGCGGUCAGUUUUGAUGUGCAGGUGGCCGCCAAUUCGGGCGCGUAUCUAUCCAGCGGACAGGGAGGAUUGGUGUGGGAUCCUGAUUCCUCGGAAUGGAACUCAGCCUCGUGGGAGACAAGCAUGACCUUUCAGUAUGACACCGUCUCCAAGUCCAACCCGUUUGGCAGUCCGGAGUACAUCAAUGAAGCUGCGUAUACGGACCGCCAGACGGGCGAGACGUUCUCGUUGGAUGCCGAAGGAAUGAUACAAUACACAGCUGUGAUGGACGGCAGUGAUCCAGCCGGUGCGGUUUUCAGCAUCACUAUCACCGAUCAGACACAGGUGCCUUCACCUCCAGAGGUCCGAGUGAACAGUGACGUCAAAUCUGUGUUCCCAAACCGAUCUGUGUUUAAAUUUGAUGCCUUUGCCACUUCCUUCACGGGGGCUUAUAUUGUGCCGGACACCAAGACUGUGUACGGGGUCAUCGGUACAGCCCAGUCGCCUUUUGGAGAGCCAAUCCCAGCGAUGCCCCGGAACCCGUCUCUACCACCAUUCAAGUCGAUCAUCAAGCCUUCGCCCCAUCUGUUACGCCCCGCUGAUGACAAGUCAUCACUUAAUGUCACCGGACUCACGUCGCUGAACCCCAUGGAGCCGGUGCCAGACAGCCCGACGCAGUAUCGAGACGUGGUUUCGCAGGCUGCCAAUAAGGAUUUUAGCGACAUUAUCGCAUACCACAUGGAUGAUGACCUCCGAACAACCUUUGUCCAGGCCACGCCCAUCGUGUUAGAAGAUGAAACGGUGCAGGCUAUUGCGACCGACAGCGGUGAUAAUAGUACAUUUUACAAUUCUCUGCAGGUCCCUUAUGUGACUGCCAGCCUGUCACGCUCGACUCUACCCGAGGCAAAAGAAUGCAAUGCUCUCCGAGCUCAGGCCCAGCUGCAGAGUAUUCCCGCCGAGUCUGACACGUACAAACGACACGCGGAGAAACUGUAUCGCCAUCGCUAUCUGCUCAAGUUCCCUAGUAUCCAGGCAUAUCUCGAUGACCAGGCGGGAGGGGACCAUACGGCCAAUAUCAAAGCCGCCGCAGAAUAUAUGAAAAACAACAUCAAGGAGCACGCAAAUGGCAUGGGAGAUGGGGGUGAUCCCGACCAGGCCGCGAAGAAUCUCCAGACUGCGCUAGAUGAUAUUGACUCUCUCUGUAGCUGGGCUGUGGACAAGAAGCUUCUUUGGGCAUUUCAGCUAUAUUAUUGGGGAGUCGUUACAUACCUUCCCAGUCUGAUGGCACAGGUUGCCUCCGGAGGAGCCACCUCGGGCACUGUAUCCCGGAUGUUGAAAUCGCUUACAGGAACGUUUAGCAUACUGGAAAACGGACAGAGUAACCCCGAUGGAAAGUCGUUCCAGCAAGCAUUCAACGACGUGGUGCAGGUGUAUAUGAUGACCUCGAUGAUUCCGCAGUUUAUCGACGCCAACGGGGUCUCGGAAAAUUUCGACAGUGUGCUGAAGGCCAUGCUGGAGGAAUUCUACGAGGCAAACAAGGACAGCUCGAAUGCCGAUCUCGUGGAAGAGGCGAACAAUGCAAAGCUCCUGGCUGCUGAUGACUUUAUACGGAAACAACUGUUCAAUAGUCUCGAUAUGAGCAUGCUUCUCGGGGGCAGUUUGGGCGAUUGGUCAAAUGUGGUCAAAGGGUUCAACCGUUUCAACGAGAAAUCAGACUGGUUUAAGAAACUUGCAAAUGGCGCUGGGAUUUCCGGGACGUUCCUUCGCAUGGCCUGCAGUGUGCUGGUAAUCUUGCCCCUGCUGAGCGAGUUUGGCGGGGGUUGGGACUCGAUGACAGAUCAAGAAAAGGCUUCGAUAGUGACGACACUGGUCGAACUGGGAGUCACAUUUACAAUCAAGGGCAUCCAAGGGGCGAUCAGGCUAAACGUGUUCUGGGAAGACCUAAGUGGGUUUUCCGAUUGCCUCAAAGCCUUCUUUGGCUUUGAGAGUGUGAUGAAACGACUUCCAUCUGCUGCGCAACGGACUGAAAGCGAGCUAGCCCAAUGGCUGAUCCGCACGCCGGAAGAAACCAUGGAAAUCACGGGCGAAGCAGUUAGCAAAUCCUUGAAGAUCUUCGGCCGGUCCGCAGGGGAGUUCCUCGCUAACGUCGUGGGCUGUCUGCUUGCCGCGGUCGAUCUUGUGCUGACAGCGCUCGACCUGGCCGGGGCAUCGGACCCACUGCAGAUUGCUAUGGACUCGUUGAUGAUUGCCUCGACAGCUGUCCAGCUCUUCGCUAUCGGAUUGAACUGGUUCGUCAGUGGUGCCAGCUUUUUGGCUGAAGGCACGGUGGCCAUUUUGGAGUCUGUGGUAACCUGUGCGGGUCCCGUGGCGUUUGCCUUUUUGGUGGCUGGACUUAUUGUGAUGAUCGUAAUGAUGUUCCUACAUAAGGAUCCUCCCAACCCCAUCCAGGACUUUAUCGACAAACAUGCCAAGAAGCUUGGUCUGAAAAUGGAGCAUGAGACUGACAUUGACUACUUUAAUGUCGUACCACCUGAUAGCUCGGCCAGCUCCCUCAAUGGUAUCUCGAUUAGCACCGGGUCUGACUUUAUAUACCUUGCAUUGGGUAAAGCGAGCAAGGAGAGCUCUGACGGGUUUGUUGUGGACGUCUCUAGCAAGGUCACUUACGCCCCCGAUACAUGUUGGUGUAUCACCACCAACUCGACAGGAAAGACGACCAUCUUCACCUAUGCGCUAGACUCGAAAGGGAAUUGGAUGGCAGUGUGUCUUGGACAGACUAAGAAUGGCGACCUGGAGGUCGUGCCUCCUCCAUCGAAGAUCACGACUGAUGCAGAAGGGAACACAGUACCUGUGGAUGACAAGGUCUACCAAGAAGCCCUGGGUCGACAGCAGUGGACUUUCAUCUGCCAGUCAAAACCCACAACAACCACCCGGAAGGUCGACAAUACCGACACAACGUACGUGACAUCCGCCACCUUCCAGAUAAUGCAAGGAAGCAAAGCACUCAUGGCGUCUGAUUCGACCAUCCAUCUGGGAACCACCAGCGAUAGCUUCAGCACGUGGAAGCUGAGCCUGGAGACCUUGGGUCCUGCCCCGUUCUACUAUAACCAAGCGGAAUGGACCUUAUCAACCGACAGUCGGGAUGAGUUGAAUUGGGUUCACUUCAAGCGGCCAACAUCUUUCCCUCUCAAGUGGUCCAUCACACCCUGUCUUCCCUCCUUUUUGACACUCGUUGAAUCCGGGGAUGAUGCCGGCACUGUCAAGCAAGUGACUGCCACAGCUCCUGCCAUAUUGAAGCCGACAGUAUUUACCUUGCUGGCCAGCAUCGAGAUCGAGGGGCGCUCCUACCAGCAAGAAGGCACGCUGACAAUCACCGUCCUUGAUGCCAACAAUCCACCCAUUGGCGAAUGA
This is a messenger RNA of Penicillium griseofulvum, 3951 nucleotides long. RefSeq lists its product as uncharacterized. The transcript has 3 exons. Lineage: Eukaryota; Fungi; Ascomycota; Eurotiomycetes; Eurotiales; Aspergillaceae. The record is from RefSeq and is a predicted model, not a curated record. Bases 1 to 3951 code for a protein of 1316 amino acids.